Molecule: messenger RNA, 3251 nt
Organism: Ahaetulla prasina
Lineage: Eukaryota; Metazoa; Chordata; Lepidosauria; Squamata; Colubridae
Gene: CERKL
Product: ceramide kinase like
Exons: 13
Coding region: 1-1677 (558 amino acids)
Molecular function (GO): kinase activity
Source: RefSeq, a predicted model, not a curated record
AUGCCCCAACUGCACAGGCCCAGGAGAAUAGCCUGCGCCGAGAGCCCCCCGGAGGUCUCUGAGGGAGCCGAAGGAGGCGCUGGGCACGCCAACGCCGGCUACUCCAGCGGGGAUGAAAAGGGGGAACCCUCCCAAGGGAACGACGCGGCGGCGGCGGCGGCGGCGGGGGACGUAGAGGACCAGCCGCUCCUGCGGGGGAUUUUUGAGGUCAAGAAGAAGAGCUGCGACGUGGUGCUGAGCGCCCAGAGGCUUAGCUGGAGCCCCAUCACGCCUGAGAGCCCCCUAGGAGGUUUCAGUAUUGGUUUACGGCGUAAGGAAAAAUCUGUUGAAAUGAAAGAUGUAUUUUCCAUAAAAUUGAAACGUCGUCGUUUUGCUGGGCAAGAAAAAGGAGGCAUGCUAUUAGGAAUUACUAUUUUUGUGUGUCUAAAAAAAGAAGGCAAUAAACUUAAAGAUGCCACCAUCAAUCUAGGUAACAUAAGUGAAGACCAUUGUUAUUUAUGGUAUAGAUCUUUGAAGACCAUUUUGACGGGGUUUUCAAAUCGGCCAAAGUCAUUAAAAGUAUUUAUCAAUCCAACUAGCCAUAAAAAAGAAGCUACUCGGAUUUAUUAUGAGCAAGUUGCUCCCCUCUUCAAACUGGCUGACAUCAUGACUGACGUUACUGUUACUGAAUAUGAAGGUCAUGCUCUUACACUGCUGAAGGAAUGUGACCUAAAUUCUUUCCAUGGGGUGGUUUGUGUUGGUGGAGAUGGCACUGCCAGUGAGAUUGCUCAUGGUCUUUUGGUUAGAGCCCAGAUGGAUGCUGGAAAGAACUGUGAUAAUGCACUUGUACCAGUCAAAUCACAACUUCCACUUGGGAUAAUACCAGCAGGUUCCACCAAUAUUUUGGCACAUACUCUAAAUGGAAUCCAACAUACACAAACAGCAACAUUGCAUAUAAUAUUGGGGCAUCUAAAAUCAGUGGAUAUGUGCACCUUCAGUAGCCCUAUCAAACUACUUCGCUUUGGAUUCUCUUCAAUGUUUGGCUUUGGAUCAAGGACUCUAGCCUUGGCUGAAAAGCAUCGCUGGAUUCCACCAAAUCAGCGUAAAGAUUUUGCUAUAAUCAAGACCCUAGCAAGCCUCAGACCAGAAGAUUGUGAAAUAUCAUUCCUCCCAUUGAAGCAUCUACAGCAAGACGCACAAGAAAAUGAUAGAAGGAAGGAAGGGAGACUUAAACCAGACCACACAGAUGAGUGGCAGAGAAUCGAGGGUCAGUUCCUGAACGUGAGCAUUAUGGCAAUCCCUUGUCUCUGUUCAGUGGCACCAAGAGGUUUGGCUCCUAAUACCAGAUUGGAUGAUGGAAGCAUAGCUCUUAUAACUGUAAGGAAUACUUCCCGGCAAGAAUUCAUUAAACAUUUGAAAAGAUAUGCUAGUGUGAAAAACCAGUUCAGCUUUCCUUUUAUUGAUACUUACGUUGUUGAAGAAGUAAAAAUCUGUCCAAGAAUUGGAAUGAAACAUAUCCCUGCAGAUAAUCUAAAUUGUAUAGAUUCUGAAGAAAAUACUUAUCCCUGGAAUAUAGAUGGAGAUUUAGUGGAAUGGGCAACAGAAGUUCAUAUCCGGGUACAUCCCCAGUUGAUUAAUCUAUAUGGAGGAAAUGAUGUUAUUUUGGAUAAUCUGAAAGAAUCCUGCAGCUGUAUUUAGAAAUAGUCUAUUAAAAAAAUUACCUACUUUCCACCCAAUCAUAUUGAUACAACAAAAAUUGCAUAAAGAAUAUGGAAGCCGGGAUGAUUCAAGUUAGAAGUAUGGAGUGUACUGUAUCUCAAGAUUCAACUCAGAACGAAGUUCAGAGUCAUGGGAAAAUACUCACUUUCUUAUCAGGACAAAUGCUGUCGCUUUCACCUUCAGAUUGGCUUGAGACAUAUUUUGUGAUUCCUGUUUUGGGUUUUGUAUGCAAAUCACAUCCCUGUAGCUUUGACAAAUUUUCAGGAAUAUUUAAUUAGGGGGAAAUUAUUAGGGGAGAAUAAGGGGAAAAUUUUAGAGAAAUAACAGACUUUGGGAAAGUUGGCUUUUUCAGUUUUAAAAUUAUUUUAGGUUCGCGUGUAUAACUUCAUUGUUUUCAGACAAAACUAGAUGAUAUUUAUCCCUAAAAUCAUAGCAUCAUUUUUUAAACAGCUAGGUCAAAGUGAUUUAGGAAAAAAUUCACUGACUGCCCCCAAGUGGAUGGUGUCCUCUGCACAGGAAAUGAUCUGACUUAAAACAUCCUACCUGUACUAUACCAGGGCUUUUCAAACUAUUUUAUGGAAGUCUAGCAAUCUGCAAGAAUGCGAUAUACCAUCGUUCCACGAGAGAAUUGGAUAAAUGUUUCCCACCCACCCCCUUUGGAUAAUUACCCAUAAACCCAUAACCCAAUCACAACAGGGACAUUUAAAUAAAGAGGGUUUAACCUACAUUGGGGGGGAAAAACCCUUUAUAGCAAUAACACUAGCAACAGCACUUAGACUUAAGUAUCACUUCACAGUGCUUUACAGCCCUCUCUAAGCAGUUUACAGAGUCAGUAUAUUGCCCCCAACAAUUUGGGUCCUCAUUUUACCCACCUCGGAAGAAUGGAAGGCUGAGUCAGCCUUGAGCCUGGUGGUAUUUGAAUUGCCAAAUUGCAGGCAGCCAGCAGUCUGCAGAAGUAGCCUGCAGUACAGCACUCUAACCACUGCACCAGCGAGGCUCUUUAUUACAAGCAGUUUUGAGGUAAUAAAGGGAAAAGUUUGGAAAGCAUUGUACUGAAGGCAAAACAAAAAUUAAUUUAAAUACAGCCAUUUUUCUAUCACUGAGCUUUGCCUCUCGAUCAGGAGUUCCGGAUUUGGUUCAGGUCUUCUAAUACUUGAUUAUAAUGAAUGAACCCAUUACAUUAAACUGGGCAUUCAUCUGACUUUUUAAGAACAUCUUAAGGACUCUUUUCUAAUAAUUCACAAAUUACAGGGUGUUUGAGGUGAGUUAAUAUAUAAAAUUAUUACCCAGUUUUUAACUGAAAUAGAAAUAUAUCUGCAUACUGCUAACCGAGAACAUUUUCAGUUUUUUUAAAGCAAAACAACUAAAAUACUUAGCUAUGAAUUGAAUUAUGAUUUUAUGAGUAAAUAAAAGUUGAAGUUGGCGUAUCAACUAGACAUGUCAACAUAGUUUUAAUGGUAAUCAUUUGGCAGAUUUGGCUGGUUUUUGAAAUAGAAAUCAGUGUAUUUGUACACUGUGGCCUUAUAUUAAGCCUUAUAUAAUUCAUUCGUAAA